Stereum hirsutum FP-91666 SS1 is the source of this 538-nucleotide messenger RNA. RefSeq lists its product as uncharacterized. NCBI's taxonomy places the organism in Eukaryota, Fungi, Basidiomycota, Agaricomycetes, Russulales, Stereaceae. Bases 156 to 383 code for a protein of 75 amino acids. The transcript has 3 exons. The record is from RefSeq and is a predicted model, not a curated record.
CUUUUCUGUUUUCUAGAUAGCUGAUUGCUUGUCCUAGUUGUACCACGGGUGCAGGCUCUCUUUCUGUUGUGGCUCCCUCGACAUCGUCCACCCAGUCCCAUAUAUCCAAGCUUAGCCAGGAGGGCUGCCAGUGAAGAGUGCUGUAUAUGUGCAGGAUGGUUGGAUUACACUUAUCUGUGCGUUACUUUCCUUACUCUGCAUCGUUGUCUUUUCGGGCAGCUUCGUACGUGUCAGCACAAGCGAAACGUCUGGCUGUCGUUUCUCAGUGCGCAUUGCCAUACAAGGAGUUCAAGGUGGUACGUAGCUUCUUGUUGUAUUCCGAGUCAUCUGGUCUCUAUGUUUGGCCCCCAUCCACAAUGAUGUGCAUUGACCAACCGGUGUGAAUACGUAGGGUCGUUACGACUCUCAGCACUCCUCCGUUCACUUUGCCACCUUCGGCCAGUCAAGUUUCAGCCGUCAACGUCAGACGAACACAAUGGGGGUCAGGGGUGCCGGUGGCGCUGGCGGUGGUGGGUCUGAGGGCAUGGUAGUCACGAUC